This is a messenger RNA of Marchantia polymorpha subsp. ruderalis, 1805 nucleotides long. The record is from the annotation of a GenBank genome assembly. NCBI's taxonomy places the organism in Eukaryota, Viridiplantae, Streptophyta, Marchantiopsida, Marchantiales, Marchantiaceae.
UAAGUGUGAAGCAGGGCAACGCUUGGUGGACCAACGAACGGACGGGCGUGCGUGCACUGCGCGAUGGAUGUGGAAGAGCGGGGGCGGGGGAGGGAGCGGAGCCAUGCCCAUCCAUGGCUGGAGGAGAUACCGGAUGGAGCCUGGGCCAAUGGCACGCCCCGCUGGCAGCGCUUCGGCCUCCAGCUAUUCCGGAGCGUCGAGCCUUUUCCAGCGCAGCAGCUGUGCACGUCAACCGCUUCCGCUUCCGCGUCCUCCUCCGCAUGCUCGUCUCUCUUCGUCCUCGUCCUACUCGCAGAGCACGAGCUCGAGCAUUGGCACGACGGUGUUGCGUUUCGGUGGCAUCUGAUGCGAGCUUUCCAUUCCGGGAGCGAGAGCUGCCAAUUCCCCGGGGGUCGCAGAAAGUGAGGUAGACCUGCUCGAGCCCGCCACACGCCAUGUCGGAAUCCGAGGGAGAUGACGAUGGCACCGAGGUUACUGACGAGGAGGAGGCCCCUCCGUCGUUCACGUGGUCGGGGUUCAUGAAGGACAACGUGCCGCAAGGAGCCGGCGUGGCGACCUAUUCCAACGGAGACAAGUUCGAGGGCACGUACGAGAACUCGAAGCGCAGUGGCCGCGGCAAGUACACCUUCAAAAACGGAGCUUCGUACGACGGCAUGUACCAGGAUGGUGUCAAAUCCGGCUUCGGUGUCAUGAAAUAUCCGGAUAAGAGCAGCUACGAGGGAUAUUGGGCACAAGACAAGAAGAACGGAUCGGGCAGGUACAAGUAUGCGAAUGGGGAUAUGUACCAUGGUGAGUGGAAAGAUGACGUCAAACAUGGAUUUGGCAUGUACCUGUUCGAGGAAAACAUGAGCCAGUUUCAAGGGACCUGGAAUGGAGGCUCUUUUGCAGAUGGCAAAUGGAUCAUGGAAAACGGAGAUGUUGUUGAAGGAUGUAAAUCUUAACCACCCUUCUGUUCAGAGUCUGUGCCGUAUGUUUCCACCUUACUGAACUUUUUGAGCGUGUAUGACUCUCGGUGCAGUUUGAAGGAAACUGGGACAAGGGAAGUUUUGUUGACGGCCAGUGGUUGAUGGCUAAUGGAGAUGUGUACCAAGGUACUUUCUCUAAAGGUAAACCUGACGGCCCCGGGGCCUUUAACUUCUCUGCCUCCAAAAACACUCUCGAAGGUAAAUACGAAAAGGGUAAAUGGUCGUCCGGCGACUACAUUGCUAACAAGCCAUCGCCGCCUCUCAUGGAUCUUAACAACAUGUCUGCGUCACCGACGGUGCCUGCACCUCCUAAAAUCAACUUCAACAUCCCUCGCAGGCCUGGUCGACCAUGAUCUAUCCUGUGCCGUUCCCCCCAGUGUACUUGACCUGUACUUCAGUCGUACACAAGUGCCCCAGCACAAGUUUUUCCUCAAAUCUGGACAUGAGUGGAAGGUUCUGAACUCCACCUGGAGCCGGGCAUAGUAUAGUUAAAACCUCACGAACAAUGUUGCGUAGCGUGUAAAGAGUAAUCAGUGCCCUUGCCUGUAGAGUAACUCAAGUGUUUGUAUCCAGUUUCAAGUUACAGACAGCCAUUCGUGACGUACAGGCACCUUGUUGUGUUGGACAUCCUCACCGGAUCCCUGUCGAAUUGACUUUAUCUGAUCUCCAGCUCUGUCUCCUAUGCUUGAAUCUGAGCCUCCACGCCGCGGCCGGCCUUCCAAGUUCCAACAUGCUUGACUCAAUUCCACAGCAGAUAAUGUGUUUUACAGUGGACGGUCCAGAGUGACUAGAAGUGGACAUUCUUGAGUACCGGCUUUUUUGCGCGCAAAGUCCACUCGC